CCUGAGAAACGGAUUGAACGGGCGUGCCUUCAGCUGCCCUUCCUUUUGAUGAGGGAAGGUUCCGCCCUCAGUUUGACAGCCCGGAGGGAGAGUUUCCGGGUCAGUCCUUGAGCGAACCGUGGCAGCUGAGAUGGAUCAGGAGAGGAUAGUCCUCCCUCCCCGAGGACCUUUAGAGUUGCCUCUUUCCAUUUUGGAGGUUGGAUGUGCUGGUGGUUUUGAGCUCAUCACCCAAGAGGAACCCACCAAAGAAGGAUUUCCACUGACCACAUUGCCACAUGGGCUGCCCCCAUACGCUGAGGAUCUGUCCUCGGAAUUGGAGCGGCAUUAUCUCAACAGCCCGGAAUGGCUUCCCAUCCAUGACUUUGAAAGGUCUCACAGGUUCUGGCCCCGAGAGAAAGACAUCCAGUCACUCUUUGCACUAGCGGUCACGCCUGUACACUCCACUCUCCGGGCCGAGCGCAAUCCCACCACCGGGGAGCUGCUGGAUUUUAAAGAGGCACUUGUGGACAACAUGGGAUUAUCAGCCAAGAAUUCUCUUUCCUUCCAGCGAGCACCUGGUCCUCCAUCUGAGUCUCUGCGAGGCAGUGCCACCAACUACCCCUUCUGGCCAGGUGGGAUAGAUGAGCCUAGCUUGGAACUGAUUAAGGCUCAAGAAGAUACGGAAGAGGACGUUGAUUUUGAGAAAGAUUUGCUGACAGUGCCACCUGGAUGGAAGAAAGGGGUGGAAUUCACCAAACAAGAGAUCAUGGCCUCCCCAGGAUUGCUGAACUUGACCAAUUUGCUGGGUGCACUGGACACCUUUGAGCUGGAGGCCUCCAGCGAUGAAGAAGGCAAAGAGAAGACAGAGGAAGUGGAGAAGAGGAGGAAGAAAGGGAAGAAUAAGGGAGCAAAGGAAGAAGAGAUCCCUCCAGCAGAACCAGCACCACUGCACAGAGUUAACAGCUUGGAGGAACUGGUGCUUAAGGAGGUAACACCCAUCCCCAAAUCAACGCCAGAGGCUGCGCCUGCCCCUGCCCCUGCUGCAGUGCCUCCUAAAGAACAGUGGGCUAUCCAGGUUGAUAUAAGCUCCCCUGUGGACGAUUUCUACAAGCUAAUUCCUGAUCCAGCCUUCAAGUGGCCUUUUGAGCCCGAUGUUUUCCAGAAACAGGCAAUUCUCCACUUGGAGAAACAUGAUUCCGUCUUUGUCGCCGCCCACACCUCUGCGGGAAAGACUGUCGUGGCCGAGUAUGCCAUUGCUCUGUCACAGAAGCACAUGACACGCACCAUCUAUACAUCCCCAAUCAAAGCGCUUUCCAACCAGAAGUUUCGGGAUUUCAAAAACACCUUUGGCGAUGUUGGCUUGUUGACAGGAGAUGUGCAGCUGCAUCCGGAUGCCUCCUGCCUCAUCAUGACAACCGAGAUCCUUAGGUCUAUGCUCUAUAAUGGCUCCGAUGUCCUCAGAGACCUAGAGUGGGUGAUCUUUGAUGAAGUACAUUACAUUAACGACUCUGAGCGUGGUGUGGUUUGGGAAGAGGUUCUCAUCAUGUUGCCAGACCAUGUAAACAUAAUUUUGCUGAGUGCCACCGUCCCCAACACCCUGGAGUUUGCUGACUGGAUUGGGAGAAUCAAGCGGAAGAAGAUUUAUGUGAUCAGCACCCUGAAGCGCCCUGUUCCGCUGGAGCAUUAUCUGUACACGGGGAAUAGCCAGAAGACGCAGAAGGAGCUCUUCCUCCUGGUGGACGCCCGUGGGACAUUCCUUACGAAGGGGUAUUACGAUGCUGUAGAAGCCAAAAAGGAACGAAGUAGCAAGCACUCCCAGACCUUUGGGGCCAAACAGCCAAUGCACGCAGGAGCUGGGCCAGGCCAGGACAAGAACAUCUGGCUGUCCCUCAUUGACAUGCUGCGGAAGAAGGACCAACUGCCAGUGGUGGCCUUCACGUUCUCUCGCAACCGCUGCGACGAAAAUGCCUCCAUGCUGACCACCGUCGAUCUGACCACGACGACGGAGAAAAGCGAGAUCCACGUCUUCUUCCAGAAGUGCAUCUCCCGACUGAAGGGCACCGAUCGGCAGUUGCCUCAGGUUCUUCACAUGGUCGACCUUUUGAAACGUGGAAUUGGGGUGCACCACAGUGGCAUUCUGCCCAUCCUCAAGGAGGUUGUGGAGAUGCUUUUCAGCAAAGGCCUUGUCAAGAUCCUCUUUGCCACAGAGACUUUCGCCAUGGGGGUGAACAUGCCAGCAAGGACUGUGGUUUUCAAUUCAGUUCGUAAACAUGACGGUGCAAAUUUCCGGGACUUGGUACCAGCUGAAUACAUCCAGAUGGCCGGCCGGGCUGGGCGUCGAGGUCUUGAUACCACUGGGAUGGUGAUUAUCCUGUGCAAAAACCAAGUGCCUGAAAUGUCCGACCUUCAUCGCAUGAUGCUGGGUAAACCCACUAGGUUGCAGUCCCAAUUCCGCCUGACUUACACCAUGAUUCUAAACCUGUUGAGAGUGGAGGCACUCCGAGUGGAAGACAUGAUGAGGAGAAGCUUCUCCGAGUUCCACACCCGGAAAGACAGCAAGGUCUAUGAACACAGAAUUGCCCAGCUGAGCAGUAUGUUAGCCAGCAUGGAAAUCCCAGACACCUCAAGGCAGCUUGGUGACUUACAAGAGUAUUAUUCCGUAGUCAGAGAACUGCAAGAGAUCCGGGAGCGCGUUCAGAGGCGAGUCAUGGAAUCGGUGAGUGGAUUGAAAGCCCUUUCUGUGGGACGAGUGAUCGUGGUGAGCAACCAGGAACACAAGAAUGCCCUGGGAGUCAUCUUGCAGGUUUCUUCAGAUUCAGCCAAUCGGGCCUUCAGCACUUUAGUGAUGUGUGAGAAGAACUCUGUGGAGCGAGGCUUGACUGAGGGCCAAGAAUGGAAUCCACCUCCCUCUGCUGAAGUGCCUCUACCCGAGGAUCUUCUCCACACGAAGCUCUUCCUUCCCGAAGGCCCCUGUGGACACACCAUAAAGAAGCUGGGCCCAGCAGAUAUUCUGGGCGUCACGACAAAAACCCUCCGCGUGAAUGCCGAGCGUAUCCUGGAGGAUUUCAGGAAACGACAGAUGCCCAGGUUCAGGAAUGACCCACCUGGACCAUCAGCAGCCACAGCCACCCAGGAGCUGCUGCGUUUAGCUGAAGGCUCUCCGGAAGGCCUCCCCCUUCUGGAUCCCAUAAACGACCUUCAGCUGAAGGAUCUGGAGGUCAUAGAGAGCAUGAUCCGGGCUCGUAAUCUGGAGGAACAUUUGCCAGAGUUCCAGUGUGUGCACAGCCCUCUCUUCCACAUAGAGUUUGUACGCUUCCGAGAGCGCCAAAGGGUGUUGGAUGAACUGGAGCAGCUGCGCUUCCUGCUGUCGGACCAGUCCCUUCUCUUACUGCCCGAGUAUCACCAGCGUGUCGAGGUCUUGCGUUCCCUGGGCUACAUCAACGAAGGAGGAGCUGUGGAGCUCAAGGGCAGCGUGGCCCGUCAGAUCAGCAACCAUGAGCUGCUCCUGACGCAGCUGCUGUUGGACAAUGCCCUAACCGACCUGCGACCUGAGGAGAUUGUGGCCUUGCUGAGCUGCACGGUGUGCCAGGUCCGCACCCAGGUGGAGCCCCAGCUGCCCUCUAUUCUUCAGAAGGGCAUAGAGCACAUCCGUUCUGUAGCCGAACAGAUCGCCCUGCUGCAACGCAAGUGCGGCCUGCAAGAAUCGGUCGAGGACUUUGUGGAGCAGUACAAAUUCGGGCUGGUGGAGGUGGUUUACGAGUGGGCCCGUGGCAUGCCCUUCGCCGAGAUCGCCCACCUGACAGACGUGCAGGAAGGCAUCAUCGUCCGCUGCAUUCAGCGCCUGGACGAAACCUGUCGCGAGAUGCGCAACGCUGCCCGGGUGACGGGGGAGCCGACUCUGCACGCCAAGAUGGAGGCCGCCUCCAACAUGAUCAAGAGAGACAUUGUCUUUGCCGCUAGCCUCUACACCCAGUGAGGGGAGAUGCUAGCUCAGGGGUAGUCAACCUUGGCUCUUUUAUGACUCGUGGACUUCAACUCCCAGAAUU
Molecule: messenger RNA, 4025 nt
Organism: Crotalus tigris (Tiger rattlesnake)
Lineage: Eukaryota; Metazoa; Chordata; Lepidosauria; Squamata; Viperidae
Gene: SKIC2
Product: Ski2 like RNA helicase
Exons: 29
Coding region: 131-3955 (1274 amino acids)
Biological process (GO): nuclear-transcribed mRNA catabolic process, 3'-5' exonucleolytic nonsense-mediated decay
Cellular component (GO): Ski complex
Molecular function (GO): RNA helicase activity; RNA binding; ATP binding
Source: RefSeq, a predicted model, not a curated record